AUGUCCUUGCUAUCUGACCGGCAGAAGGAGGAACUCCACAAAUCUAUCCUCGAAUAUCUGCAUGCGAACAGCUUCACAGACGCGUUCGACUCGCUCAAGUUAGACGCGGGCGUAGAAUACAAACCGGACCCGAAGUCCAAGUAUGCGGGGCUCCUGGAGAAGAAGUGGACCAGUGUCAUACGGUUGCAAAAGAAGAUUAUGGACUUGGAGAACCGGAACGCGGCACUGCAAGAAGAGCUCUCGCUAUCUCCAGCCAAACGCGCCGCAUUGCAGACGGAUUGGGUGCCUAGAGCUCCAGCAGCAUAUGUACUGACGGGGCACCGUGGCUCAGUGCUGAAGGUGGCUUUCCAUCCGACAUUCAACCUCAUCGCAUCAGCAAGUGAAGACGCGACAGUGAAGAUUUGGGACUGGGAGACCGGCGAAUUCGAGCGCACGCUGAAGGGGCAUACGAGGACGGUGAAUGAUGUCGACUUUGAUAGUAAGGGAAAUCUGCUGGUUACAUGUUCUUCGGACCUAUUCAUCAAGGUAUGGGAUGUGCAGAACGAUUGGAAGAACACCAAGACCUUUCCUGGCCACGAACAUACAGUUUCCUCCGUCCGAUUCAUGCCGGGUGAUCAACAAAUCGUCAGUGCCAGUCGAGAUCGAACGAUACGGAUAUUCGAUGUCGCGUCUACACAUCUGAUUCGAACCAUCUCGGUACAUUCAGAUUGGGUACGGUGUGUGGAGCCCUCAGAAGACGGGCGGUUGUUAGCCAGUUGUGGCAAUGAUCAAACUGCUCGCAUCACGGACCCGCUCACAGGGGAAAUGAAAAUGGAGCUGAGAGGCCAUGAGCACACUGUUGAAGUUGUUGUGUUCGCUCCUGUGAAUGCCUAUGCAGCAAUCCGCGAGUUGGGAGGCAUCCCAAACCGAGACCGUUCAAAACGCCCUGGUGCAUAUGCUGUAACGGGUGGGCGAGACAAGACUAUCAAGAUUUGGGACACACAGACCGGCCAGAUGAUCCGAAGUUUGGCCGGCCACGAUAAUUGGGUCCGCGCAUUAGUCUUCCAUCCCAGCGGGAAGUUCCUUCUGUCUGCUGGGGACGACUACAAGAUACGCGUAUGGGAACUUGCAACCGGGCGUUGUGUCAAGACCGUCGAGGCGCACGGGCACUUUGUGACGUGUUUAGCUUGGGGACGGCAGGCACCAGCGCAGAGCUCAACAAAUGGCACCCAGGUGAAUGGUGCCGCGGCAGACGGUAAAGCAGCCGAAGCCGAGAAGUUUGUCAAUGUUGUCGCAUCUGGCUGCGUUGACCAAACUAUCAAGAUAUGGCUACCAUAA
This is a messenger RNA of Sparassis crispa, 1317 nucleotides long. RefSeq names its product Nuclear distribution protein. Bases 1 to 1317 code for a protein of 438 amino acids. The record is from RefSeq and is a predicted model, not a curated record. Gene Ontology annotation, molecular function: protein binding. The transcript has 8 exons. NCBI's taxonomy places the organism in Eukaryota, Fungi, Basidiomycota, Agaricomycetes, Polyporales, Sparassidaceae.